AUGACCUGGGAUAACUGGGAGAAUUUUGUGGCACAAUUUGACAAAGCAGAAUCUGUUCUAGUCAUCAGGGUACAGCUCAAUCGGCUUGAAAUAUGUGACACGCAAAACCAGUUCUCUAGAACUGGUCUUCCGAAAAAGCGAUCAGAUAAUAAGAUUAUUGACAUGGACGGUUUUGUAUUUAUAAAUGAAAAGUGGCACAUUAAUUCUGACAAAAUUACUACAAGUAUUAUCAAUGAGCAAUUCAAAGCAGAAGAUAUCAAUGAGUUAUCAGAUGACACCCUUAUAAUUACAAGAGAUAAUUUCGAGCAAUAUUUUGGUCCGGUACUUGCUUCUCGAUUGGCAUUUAGUAUUAUGGGUGAACUCAAUAUAAAUACUGCAACUUCUCAACGGAUUUCCAACCUGAUUCAUUGGGUCAGAAGUAUCGCAUCUACAGAAUUAUGCAAGAAACGACCAUAUUAUGAUGUUGAUGAUCUUAUUGAAAAGAACGAACGAUAUAAAAAUCAACUAAAAAGGCCCAAUCAGGGUUGGAAAAGUUUUGCACCAAGACAUAUGAAAUGUCCGAAAUUUAAUUCUAAGCUAGAACCUUCCAAAAAAAUAUACACUGUGGAAGUUACAUAUGAUGUUCGUUCGUACCUCCAAUUAGUUUUAGGUUAUGAAAAACCGUGA
Funneliformis geosporum is the source of this 666-nucleotide messenger RNA. Lineage: Eukaryota; Fungi; Glomeromycota; Glomeromycetes; Glomerales; Glomeraceae. The record is from the annotation of a GenBank genome assembly.